AUGACUGGUCUAUGGGGAAAGAAGGUGCUUAGCCCACAGGACAGGACUGCUGUACGGACCUGGAGAACUUCACAGCAGUUCAGACCUCCCUCCUCUGCCACUGAAGGCAAACACCAUCCUGACAGCACCUCUUGUCCAGGUCUCCGGACGUGGGUGCAAACACCAGGGGGGACUGCUCCUUCGGUGACCGAAACUUGGAGGGAAAUCACCGGUUCUGCAUCCCUCCAUCCACCGCCAGGAGCCAAGAGGGGGCCGCGCACCGCCGCUGAGCUGCUGCAGCCAGGAGGUUAUUUCUCCCCGGAACAGGUGUCAAAGGACGAAGGGUCUCACUCCUCAGCUCGGGCUAGCAGCUGCGCUGUACGGCACAACGACCAGUUUAGCAGGCCUGUUCUUCCAUCUCCACCUUGCAUACUGCUCAACAAUUACACUCCCACCAAACGCUACAAACUAUGUAAACCAGUGGUACACUCACAAACCCACAAGCACACCAAUUGCCACCCUAACUUCCCUGUCACUUUAUUACGCUGUUUGUGCUCUGUCAGUUCCUUAAGUCCUCAGCAUUGUAUCGACGCACCGUUUCUCUCCCGCAGCUCAAAGGAAAGCUACCAACUAAGUGGUGCUAAUUUACUAACCAGUAGCAACAAGAAAUGCCAAAGCGUUCAGAGUCUCAAAUUAGAACAGUUGCCAGGGUCUUCAGACUUAUAAAAUAUUUUCUGUAGGCCGUGAUGUUUGGCAUAAAUACACUGCCAGAGUAAGGUCAUCCAAAUCAAAACCAUAACCGGUGGAAUGGUGGCAGAAAACGUUAACAAUUAUGAUACACAUGUUCUUUUCCCCUUAGGACAAGAGAUUCUCAUCGUGUUCCUUUUUGUUAUGCCAGAAAUAUUUAACUGAUUCAUGUUUUGUGGUGUAGAUACAUUAAGUCAGUUUCUGUUCCUGUUUCUUAACAGUUCAUUUUAUGUAACAUACAGAUUCAUUUAAGCCAAAGUAAAGUAUUCUGAUCUCUAACAUUUCUUUAUCUCUAACCCGUAACUACCACUAAUAAAUUUCUGAUGCGGGCCCGGUGGGAUACAGGUUCUAACAAGCAAAUUUAGCAAGGGUUUGAAGAUGGACUGACGUGCCUCUCUAGUGUUAUUUGUAAACCUCAUUAUUUUGCUUCAGGAGGCUGAAGCAGAUAUUUCCACUAUGGAAAAAACUAAGGGAACAGACUGUUUUCUACCUUAACACUAUCAUCACAGGGAAGUAAAAUCCAAAAGGAGAGAAGUGACAUAACUGGGCCAUGAUUGAUGCACAUGGGCAAUUCACAUUAGAAAAUAAGGAUCAUGUGGCAGGCAAGGCUGAACAGGGAAGCAAAGGCAACCCUAAGCACUAUCUAUAAUUAGCCCUAAAGUGGGAAGAAACAGAAUGAUCUGGGUUCACAAGAGGUCAUGCAAAAGUGCUGCUUUUCAGUUUCGGGAGCAGCAGGUUCACACUGCAGAGCUGCAUGCUUGAACCACCCCCACAGUCAACGUCAACUAAAGUCACGGAGUUUAGGGCUUUUUUCCCCCCUACAGACAAUCACGUUACUGCUUUUUAUAUGCAAAAAUUGCUAACAAAAAGCAAAUUUCAAAAUCUCCAGCAUGAGUGUUCAUGGAAACCAAAGCUUAAACAGAUCAGUAAACAAGAGAGAAAUGACCCGAUUUCCACCCAUUAUAAAUAGGACCACGCCUCACCCACAAUGAUUUUCUGUCAGUGCCUGUGGGUGAUGACAGAACUCUGUCAUUCAG
Falco peregrinus (peregrine falcon) is the source of this 1763-nucleotide messenger RNA. RefSeq lists its product as uncharacterized. The record is from RefSeq and is a predicted model, not a curated record. Bases 1 to 705 code for a protein of 234 amino acids. Lineage: Eukaryota; Metazoa; Chordata; Aves; Falconiformes; Falconidae. The transcript has 3 exons.